CUUCGGGAUGACGGAGCAGUGUAGCUACCUACGUAGCCCUGAGAAGUCCUGUAAACGGUUAUAAAUGGUGACCAGCGUGUCGAAAAUAGAUCCUUCAGCUGGUAGGCCCUUCUUCGCUACUCACACUGUUGAAUAGACCAUGUCGACUCAACUCCCCACUCGAGCCCUUGGCCGCAAUGGCCCCCAAAUCCCCGCGCUGGGAUUCGGCAUGAUGGGAUUAAGCGGAUUCUAUGGCGUUCCCACCCCAGACGAAGACCGCUUCAAAUUGCUUGAUCGUGUUUACGAGCAGGGUUGCAUCCACUGGGACACGGCGCAGCUGUACGGCGACAGCGAGGAGCUACUAGGCCGAUGGUUUGAGCGCACGGGCAAGAGAAACGACAUCUUCCUGGCCACUAAAUUCGGCAACAAGGUUGCGCCUGACGGAGGUCGUGAGAUUCGAAAUGACCCCGAGUAUAUCCGCUCGGCUGUUAAGGAGAGUCUGCGUCGGUUAAAGACGGAUUAUAUUGAUUUGCUGUAUUGCCAUCGAUUCAGUGGCAAAACACCCGUCGAAGAGAUUGUUGCCACCAUGAAAGAAUUCGUCGACGCCGGCAAAGUGCGCUACCUGGGCCUAAGCGAAUGUGGCGCGGACACUCUCCGUCGCGCGAGUGCUAUCCAUCCCAUCCAUGCGUUCCAGAUCGAGUAUAGUCCGUUUUCCAUGGACAUCGAAAAGCCCGAGACGGGACUCCUAGCUACCUGUCGGGAACUGGGGAUCGCCACGGUGGCAUACUCGCCGUUGGGACGUGGGAUGCUAACGGGCGCAUACAAGUCGAUCGACGAUUUUGACGAGAACGACUUCCGACGGUCGAUUCCGCGAUUCUCGCGCGAGAACUUCCCUCGUAACCUGCAGCUUGUGGAGACGCUGCAGGUUAUUGCUGCGCGGAAAAAGUGCACCUCCGGUCAGCUCGUGUUGGCAUGGAUGAUGGCGCAGGGGGGCGAUAUCUUUCCAAUUCCAGGGACCAAACGCAUUGAGUACUUUGAUGAGAACAUGGGUGCGUAUGCGGUCAGCCUGUCAGGCCAGGAGAUUCAAGAGAUUGCCGAGGCGAUCGAGGCCGCGGAGGUGCAUGGGACUAGGGUUGCAGCGCGUUUGAUGGGGGAUCUGGUGAAAGAUACGCCUCCGUUGGGGGCCUGAGGGGAGAAGGAUCGGUGUGAAUGCCUUGUGUUGCAGAGAAUAAUUGCAGAUGAUAUAAU
This is a messenger RNA of Aspergillus steynii IBT 23096, 1227 nucleotides long. RefSeq names its product aldo/keto reductase. NCBI's taxonomy places the organism in Eukaryota, Fungi, Ascomycota, Eurotiomycetes, Eurotiales, Aspergillaceae. The record is from RefSeq and is a predicted model, not a curated record. The coding region runs from base 140 to 1168 and encodes 342 amino acids. Gene Ontology annotation, cellular component: cytoplasm. The transcript has 5 exons.